GCCACUGAUGCAACUGCUCACUACCCUGCGGUUCUUCGGUACCGGUGCCUUCUACACCGUUGAAGGUGAUCUCCAUGAUGUCAGCGUCCCGUCCGUCUGUCGCAUCGUUCACCGGGUUGCCAACUCCCUCGCAAGAUUGACCGAUCGCCACAUACGAUUUCCUGUCGAUAUACAAGAUGUGAUGAAGACCAAGCAAGGGUUUUUCGACAAGGCAGGCUUUCCCGGGGUAGUUGGUGCGAUAGACUGCACCCACGUACGACUGUACGGAGCACCACUCGGUGAUGACGAGCCUCUGUAUGUAAACAGAAAAGGUUAUCACAGCAUUAAUGUUCAAGCUGUGUGCAAUGCGUCAUUUAAGAUGACGAAUGUCGCCGCACGAUGGCCAGGCAGCACCCACGACAGUGCGGUUUUGCACGGGAGCCUUCUCGGAGAAAUGUUCGAGAAUGGAAGACUCCAAGGAACGCUGAUAGGCGAUACCGGCUACGCCCUACGACCGUGGCUGAUGACACCUGUCGCUGAACCGACAACAAAUGCCGAGAGACGCUACAACAGGAGCCACAGAAGAACAAGAGUGACAAUUGAACAGGUUUUCGGUCAACUGAAACGCAAAUUUCCCUGUUUGUCACUCGGGCUCCGUGUCGCCCCCCGUAGAGCCUGUCAGAUCAUCAAGGCCUGUUGUGUGCUGCAUAACAUUGCCAAAGAAUUGAGGGAGCCGGAGAUAGAGGGAGAGCUGAGAGAGGAUGAGGGAAACGAUGACAUACCCUAUGAUGGGCACAUCCAAGAUGGUACGAUACAGAGGAACAGAAUAAUUAAUGCAUACUUUUGAAUACUUUUUAUCAAUCCCACUUGUUGUUUUACAAUUUAUCAAUCCCUCUAUGUUGCAUAAAUAUUUACAGGUUGUUGUUUCCAGUACCA
This is a messenger RNA of Patiria miniata (bat star), 915 nucleotides long. Its product is annotated as putative nuclease HARBI1. The record is from RefSeq and is a predicted model, not a curated record. Bases 8 to 826 code for a protein of 272 amino acids. The transcript is spliced from 3 exons. NCBI's taxonomy places the organism in Eukaryota, Metazoa, Echinodermata, Asteroidea, Valvatida, Asterinidae.